Molecule: messenger RNA, 1038 nt
Organism: Quercus robur (English oak)
Lineage: Eukaryota; Viridiplantae; Streptophyta; Magnoliopsida; Fagales; Fagaceae
Product: serine/threonine-protein kinase ZRK1-like
Exons: 1
Coding region: 1-1038 (345 amino acids)
Biological process (GO): cell surface receptor signaling pathway; protein phosphorylation
Cellular component (GO): plasma membrane
Molecular function (GO): ATP binding; protein serine/threonine kinase activity
Source: RefSeq, a predicted model, not a curated record
AUGAAAGAAAGAGAAAGAUCAUUCUUGCAAAAUGGAAGCAUCUUAUUAGAGAAUCUGAUUUCUUCUUGUAAUGGUAUUUAUAAUCCUAUUCGCAAUUUCUCAAUUGAGGAGAUCAACAUAGAUACAAACAACUUUGAUCGGUGUCACAUCAUACAAAAGUAUUCACUUUUUCUAGAACGUGGGUUUAGAGUUGAUGAGGUUGAACUUUAUGGAGAAGAUGAUAAUUAUGCCUUUUAUGUUUUGUAUAGAGGUUGUCUAGAUGACCGCCCAAUUAUUGUUAAGAAGUUUAAAGGGUUAGUCGGAGAAGAUGAACUUAGGUCUCUUGCUAUUCGUGAUAUGGUCAUUACAACCCAAAUGAGCAAGCACAAGAAUGUUUUGAAACUGUUAGGCUAUUGUUUAGAGUUCCCGGUACCUGUUCUAUUUCUUGAAAAUGCAAAAAAUGGAGCUCUAAAUGAUCAAGGAGGUUUUGGGGCUAACGAAUAUCUACCAUGGAUGAUUAGGGUACAGGUUGCAAAGGAGCUUGCCAAUGCACUUACAUAUCUCCACACUGCACUUUCUAGGCCUAUCAUCCACAGGGAUAUAAGAGACCCAACAGUGUUUUCUUGGACCAUGACUUUGUUCCUAAAUUUAGCAACUUCUCACUUGCCAUCACAGAUCACAAUCCCUCCUGACCAAUCUCAUUCUAUAGAUACUGUGAAGGGGGAUUUGUGGCAUCUUGAUCCUACAUAUAGAUAUUCACGCUCUGUUACGCAAAAAAGUAAUGUUUAUAGCUUCGGUGUGUUUCUACUUGUUCUCUUAGCUGGAGAGAGGCCUAUGUAUGACACAAUUGAAAAAUAUGAGAGACAUCCUGUUCUAAAUGAUAAAUUAACUGAAAUUGUGGAUCCUAAACUUUCUAGCGAGGGAGGAGAAGAUGGAAAAGCGCAACAAAUUGGAUCUUUUCUAAAACUAGCAUCGGCAUGCAGCCAAAAGAAAAGUGAAGCAAGGCCGGAUAUGAUCGAUGUAGCAAAAGAACUCAUGCAGAUUGAGAAAUCCUUGUGA